GCGGUCAUCCAAGACAGUGCGUUAUUCAAAAAGCCCAAAAUAUAAUUCAAGUCUCAUUCGUAACUGUGACCUAUGACUACGAUCACAUUGCCCUAUUUUAAAAUACCUACUGACCAUUAAUUUGAAAAAUUAGUUUUAAUUCACUGAAAAGAAUAAAGUAUGUCUUCACCAUCAAAGAAAUCGAAACCAUCUUUUCAAAUUGAUGAUCUUAUUCUUCAUCCUAAUGUAAUUUAUAAACUAAAAGAAGCUGGUUUGUUAACAUACAAAAGUAUUCUGCAUUUAUCAUUGACUGAGUUGAUAAAAUUCGUAAAACUCACACCUUUAGAAGCUAAAACUACUCUAGAUGCAGUUUUCGAGUCACUGGUUAAAAAAGAAUCGUUAACAGCUCAUGAUCUGUUGAAAGAGGAAAUAAAUGCACGUCAACAACUUAGGGUUAUAACCCAAAAGGACUCAUGUGAUCUGUUUAGUGGUAUUUAUACCGGAACUAUAACUGAAAUAAGUGGUGAAAGUGGUUGUGGAAAAACUCAGUUAUGUCUUUAUUUAAGCAUUUUAGCCCAACUACCAUUGUCCAUGGGAGGAUUAAAUUCAAAAGUAGUUUACAUCCACUCUGAAGGAGAAUUUCCAAUAAAAAGAUUUCUGCAGAUUUCAAGAAGUUUUACAGAAGAAAAUCCAAAUUUGCAAGCUUUGAAUUUGACAAAUAAUCUUAUUCUUAGAAAAGUACACAAUUUG
Molecule: messenger RNA, 729 nt
Organism: Parasteatoda tepidariorum (common house spider)
Lineage: Eukaryota; Metazoa; Arthropoda; Arachnida; Araneae; Theridiidae
Source: RefSeq, a predicted model, not a curated record